CUUGAGUAGUAUAUGUAUAUGUAUAUGUAUAUGUGCAUGUUUGUGUGUAGCAGCCAAAGCAGAAACGCAGAAAAUUAAGGCGCAGCAGCAGCGACGAAAACACACGAGUUUUUUUUCUGACAGAAACUCUGUGAAAUUCUGUGUGUGAUUUUCGCAUAGAAACCGUCGUGUGUGGAAAAAUCAAUUUGGUAAAUAAAUUGUUGUAAAAAGAGGCGGAGGAGCAGCAGCAGCAGCAACAUGGAUAGUGCCGGUAAAAAUCGUUAUGAACUUUUGUUCAUGGAAGACGAUGUUAGCGAUCCAUUAGAUAAUCUUGUCGCGGCCAAGAAGAAGCAGCAGCCAGCGACGGUCGCCGCAGCAGCGGCAGCGACCACAAAAACGGCGCCAACUGCAAAGGUACCAAAAGCGGCAGCAGCAGCCACAACCACGAAGAAGCCAAAUCAAGCCGAAAAGGAAAACAAACCAGGUGCGCUCAACAAGAAUGAUGGCAAGAAAAAUAGUGCAACUGGCGGUGGCAACAACAAUGACAAAUUCAACAACAACAAGCAAGGUGGGGCUGCUGUCGCUGCGCGCAAUGCUGGCGGAGCCGCUGCUGGCAAAACACGUGAAACUGGUCAAGGGCAGCAGCAGCAGCAACAACAACAACGCAAUGUCAAUUUUCGUCAACAGAACGUUGGCGGCGGUAGCAGCGGUGGGGAGGUAACGCGCGAGCAGCGCAACAAUCGCCGCAACGUGCGCGAAAAUGGCGCUCCAGGUGGCAACUCUGGCAACGCUGCCGAUGGCAAUCCUCGACCAUAUCGCAACACAGGCGGCAGCGGCGGCGGCUUUGGCAAUAACGGUGAUCGUCCACCGCGUCAGAAUCGCAAUUUUGAGGGAGGCAAUCGCAAACGUGAAUUUGAUCGUCAAUCUGGCUCAGACAAAACUGGUGUUAAGGCUGUUGACAAACGCGACGGAGCUGGCGCCCACAACUGGGGAUCCGUUAAGGAGGCCAUCGAUGAUGUGAACAAGAGCAGCGAGGCCGGCGGUGGCGAGACAAAUGCGACUAACAACAACAAUACUACUACUACUGAGGGUGGCAACAAGGCCGACGAAUCUGGAAAUGAGCAAUCGGGCGAGCAGCAGCCACCGGCAGAGGAGGAGACCAAAGAGCUGACCCUGGAUGAAUGGAAAGCGCAGCAGCAACAGCGCAUUAAGCCCAAGUUCAACAUACGCAAAGCGGGCGAAGGCGAGGACACAUCGCAAUGGAAGAAAAUGAUUGUGCUGAACAACACCAAGAAGAAGGAGAACGAAAGCGAAGAGGAACUUGAAUACGAUCCUGCCAUGUAUCCGCAGCGCGUUGGCCGCCAGCAGCGCGUCCUUGACAUUCAAUUCAAUUUCAAUGAUGGUCGUCGCGGCGGCGGUGGUGGUUUCGGUGGACGCGGACGUGGCGGACCCCGUGGUGGUGGUGGCGGACCACGCAACGAGGGCAAUCGCGGACAACAAGGUGGUGGACAACAAGGCGGCGGCGGCAGCGGUGGUGGCGCCACCCAUGCCAAUGCCGAAGGUGGCAGCAAUGCUGUUGGCGGCGGUGGACCAUCCGUUCGUGCCGAGGGCGGCAAUCGGCCGCCAAUUGAGCGUCGUGGAAUGGGCGGUGGCAUCGGUGGUGGACAUGCUGGCAAGCGUUUUGGCAAUGAGCGGCAACAGAAUGCUGCACCCAAGGUCAACGAUGAACGCCAAUUCCCCACGCUCGCCUAAGCAGACAGAGGAAAAAGGAUAGAUGGGGGAGAAGGGAUGAGGAGGGGCGCUUCGCUGCUGCUGCUGUUUGUUGCAGGCGCCGGGAAGUGCAUUCAAUUUUAGAGUUUGGUGUCUGUAUUAGAAGAGGAAUCAGGUUACCAAUAUCACCCACACACAAGCAUACUCACACCCACACAUCAAUUGAGAACUGUAAGCGGUUGCAGCGCAGCCAAAGCCAAAAGCAACAAAAACAAAAUUCAACAACAAUAACAGACAACAUUAAAAAAAAAAGCAGAUGGCAAAUGAGAAAAUAAUAAUUAUAAACAUACAUAUAAUAAAUAAUAUUAAAAAAAGAUAACGAGAGAAAAACAAAAAAAAACCAAACUGUAAAUCUAAGCAAAGCAAUUUAGAGCAAAAAACAUAAAAGAAAAAAAACUGAAGAGCAAAGUUUCUAUUUCUAAAAAAUAACACAUUGUAAAAAUUUGUUGGUUCUCUCUUUUAAUUUCUUCCUUCAUUUACUAUCUUAACAAGUCAAUCAAGUCAUUUAAAAUCACACACAUAUACAAAUAUAUAUGUACAUAUACAUAUAAACAUAAAAAAAUUACAGUCCGCUAGUGACAAAAUGAGAUAUCAGAAAUAUAAAAUCAAAAAAAAAACAUCACGAACUGUGGCCUGAGUUUCUCAUUUAUGGAGGCAGUUUUUAAAAGAGCAUUUUCAUUAACUACACACACUCACACACACACGCAUACUAAACUUACAUAUAUUUUUGUUGAACAUUUUUAUAUGCAUAGCCUCAUAUAAAAAUUGAUUUUUUUUAAUUUUUACUGUGUUACAAUUGUAUUUUAAAAAUUAAUAAAUGAACAAAAGGAAAAAACAACAAAAAAAAUGUAUACACAAAGGCAAAAAACUCAGUAGAGAAGAAAAAUACAAAAGGAAUAUUAAGUGUUGAAAUCUUGUAAUUGUGUUUCUUACAAAAAAAAAAACUAUAUAUAUAUAAUAAAUAUAUAUACAUAUAUCGCUUUGAUGCAAACUCUAUUACAUUAAUUAUAAAGCAAAUUAUGUGCAUCAUUUAUAAUAAAUUUAAUCGCAACACACACACACAAACACACACACACACUGAAAAAGAAACAAUUUAAAUUUAAGCCUUAUUAAAAAAGAGAAAUAAAAAAUUUAAAUUAACUAUUGGAGCAAAAAUAUAUAUAUGAAAACCUUAAUAAGUAGAGUUAUACAAACACACACACACAGGCGCGACUUAUGAUAAAAUCAGUUGGGAAAAUAGCUUACAAAAAAUACAAACGAGAAAUAUUCAGCAGUAAUUCAAGAAAACCAAAAUCCUGUAAGACCUGUAAAAUUAAAUGCUUUUACAAUUAAAUAUGUAUAUUAUAUACAAACAUACAUAAGUAUGAGUAAAAACGUUGGUAUUGAUGAACAAACAAAACUUAUAUGAAAUGGCAAAAAAAAUUUUACGACUAAACACUUAGAAAAGAACAAAUCCAAAAACAAAACAAACGGGAUAAAAAAAAAAAACAAAUACAAGAUACAUUUUUUGACUAAUAUUGUAUUGUAUUUUGACCCCAAAGAAUGGAACAAAACAAACCCAAUUCAACAAAACGUUGGGCAAAAAAUCGUUUAAAACAAGGAAAAAAAAUAUUUAAAAUAAAA
Messenger RNA from Drosophila grimshawi, 3372 nucleotides. RefSeq names its product RNA-binding protein cabeza (gene vig). NCBI's taxonomy places the organism in Eukaryota, Metazoa, Arthropoda, Insecta, Diptera, Drosophilidae. Gene Ontology annotation, molecular function: RNA binding. The transcript has 4 exons. The record is from RefSeq and is a predicted model, not a curated record. The coding region runs from base 238 to 1731 and encodes 497 amino acids. Gene Ontology annotation, cellular component: nucleus; cytoplasm.